ACCGUUGAAUAGAGCUGUGCUCGACCAGGCUGCAUCGUUAAAUUCCGUAACGCAUUUUGACGUUUUACGACACUCAUCCGUCUACGGGCUGCUCGUCGUCGGUCAUCGUUCGUUUCCAUUUUUGCGUUCUUGUGCGGCUUACAAACAAAAGAAAGUGUUUUCGUGUGCCUAAAUUUUAUACAAAUCAGUCGCCGCAACAAUGGAGAUCGAUGAGGAAGAGUUCGAGCAACCAACAUCCAGCAGCAGUCGCGGAGAGCGGAAGCGAUUCGAGGUGAAAAAGUGGAAUGCUGUGGCUCUAUGGGCAUGGGACAUCGUGGUAGACAAUUGCGCCAUUUGCCGUAAUCACAUCAUGGAUUUAUGCAUCGAAUGCCAGGCCAAUCAGGCAUCCGCCACCAGCGAGGAGUGCACAGUGGCCUGGGGUGUAUGUAAUCACGCAUUCCAUUUCCAUUGCAUCUCCCGUUGGUUGAAGACACGACAAGUGUGCCCACUGGACAACAGGGAAUGGGAAUUCCAGAAGUAUGGUCACUAGACGGCUUGAUAUUUCCUUCGAUUUGCCCAAGCAGGAUAUCUGUAUUAGGUAUACAUCAUUUUUAAUAAUUUAAAUCGCCCCUGAUGAACAGAACAUGAUUUGGGAUAACUAACUCUGAAAAUAAAUCUCUUCAUUUGCUUCAAGAAUUCAGCGCAA
This is a messenger RNA of Aedes albopictus (Asian tiger mosquito), 685 nucleotides long. It is a transcript of the gene Roc1a, whose product is annotated as RING-box protein 1A. Gene Ontology annotation, molecular function: cullin family protein binding; zinc ion binding; ubiquitin protein ligase activity. Gene Ontology annotation, biological process: protein ubiquitination; ubiquitin-dependent protein catabolic process. Gene Ontology annotation, cellular component: nucleus; cullin-RING ubiquitin ligase complex. The record is from RefSeq and is a predicted model, not a curated record. The transcript is spliced from 5 exons. NCBI's taxonomy places the organism in Eukaryota, Metazoa, Arthropoda, Insecta, Diptera, Culicidae. The coding region runs from base 200 to 529 and encodes 109 amino acids.